Suillus bovinus is the source of this 360-nucleotide messenger RNA. RefSeq lists its product as uncharacterized. The annotation marks the transcript as partial. NCBI's taxonomy places the organism in Eukaryota, Fungi, Basidiomycota, Agaricomycetes, Boletales, Suillaceae. The transcript has a single exon. The record is from RefSeq and is a predicted model, not a curated record.
CUCAGAAUCUGGCAACAAAACCUUCGAAAGUCAUCUCAUGCCUGGGAGCACAUGUUAAGGAACCUCAAUGCUAACAAAUACAACAUAGCAUGCAUCCAAGAACCUUUUCUAAACCCUGUCAACCUAGCUAACACAUCAAACCUCAGAGCUUACUGGGACAUAAUAUACCCCACGGAUCACAACAAUACACCCGACCACACCCAAGUAAUCAUCCUCAUAAAUAAGUGUCUCUCGAAAAACAACUGGCACAUUGUACCAAUUAAAUCACCGAAUGUAAUGGCUCUCAAACUCACAGGCCCAUUCGGAAAGGUGCAUAUAUACAACAUAUAUAAUCCAUGCGACAGUGAUCGCACAAUACAC